AUGUAUCGAAUUUCUGUCAUUGUUUUUUGUUUUGUUUUGUUUUGUUUUUUCCUUCUCCCUUUCUUUUCAGCGUUCAAAUUAUCUACCCUUAUUUUUCCCUUUCUUUUUUCUUUCUUUCUUUUUUUUUUCUCUUAUUUUUCCCCUCCUGUCGCGUUUUUGUCUCCUCCCACUGUUAUCUGUCUUUCUUUUUUCUUUACUAAAUCUUGUUUUGUAAAUCAUUACUUUCGAUUUCUUCUUUCUUUCAUUUCUCUCAAAAGGUUUCCUUUCUUUCUUUCUUUCUUUCUUUUUCUUCAAAUCUUUCUUUUUAAACUUUCGGUUUCUUUCUUUCAUUUCUCUCAAAAGAUUUUCUUUCUUUCUUUCUUCGUUAAAUAUUUUCUUUUGUUUCUUUUCUUUCUUUCUUUCUUUCUUUCUUUUCAAAUCUUUCUUUUUAAAUACAUCAUUACUUUCUUUCCUUCUUUUUUCAUACAUUUUUAUUUCUCGAAAGGUUUUCUGUCUUUCUUUCUUUCUUCGUUAAAUCUUUUGUUUUGUAAAUCAUUACUUUCGAUUUCUUCUUUCUUUCAUUUCUCUCUAAAGAUUUUGUUUCUUUCUUUUUUAUUCUUAUUAUUAAGUACAAAUUCAGAUAAAUAUUAUACUUUUGAUGAUGAUGAUGAAUGUGCUUCGUGCGUCGUCAAUCAUUUUAUAUUCCAUGGUAAAUAUAAUUAA
Acanthosepion pharaonis is the source of this 702-nucleotide messenger RNA. The record is from the annotation of a GenBank genome assembly. Lineage: Eukaryota; Metazoa; Mollusca; Cephalopoda; Sepiida; Sepiidae.